Messenger RNA from Hylaeus anthracinus, 4137 nucleotides. It is a transcript of the gene Msh6, whose product is annotated as probable DNA mismatch repair protein Msh6. NCBI's taxonomy places the organism in Eukaryota, Metazoa, Arthropoda, Insecta, Hymenoptera, Colletidae. Bases 167 to 3550 code for a protein of 1127 amino acids. The transcript has 21 exons. The record is from RefSeq and is a predicted model, not a curated record. Gene Ontology annotation, cellular component: nucleus; MutSalpha complex. Gene Ontology annotation, molecular function: mismatched DNA binding; ATP-dependent DNA damage sensor activity; ATP binding. Gene Ontology annotation, biological process: mismatch repair.
GAAAUCAAUUUGGAAUGGUUUUGAGAAAGCUAAAGUUUUGCCGCGAUUUUGAUCCAUUCAUCCAUGCAUUCGUGGGAACGUUCUUAUUUCGAGAAAAGAUUGGAAGAGAUUCAAAGGGAGAAUCUUUUAUGUAACUGCAACUUCUGUAUUAUUUAGUAGUGAAAUUAUGUCUAAGACAAAUACGUUGUACAAUUAUUUUACGUCACCGAAAACUGUCAAGCAACCAAAUAAUAAACCGGUGUCUGAAGACAAACCUGGAACACCAAAAAGGGCAAAGGAACAAAGGAACAAGGUUAAAACUCCAAACAGAGGAAAGGAAAAUAAAAGUGAGGAUCGAAAAAGAGUUUACAAAGACGAUGAUGAAGAAGAAGCGGAAGAAAAACCAAUUAGACCAGCACAAGCAAAAAAAAGGAGAUUAAUCAUUCCUGAUGAAGAAUCUGGAGAAGACUCUGGGGAUGAAUUUAAACCUGAUGCAGAAGAUGCAUCUGAAGAAUCUGAUUCAGGUAGUGAGGGAGACCCUGAAAGUGAAGUACAAACACAGAGUGAAGAAGAAACACCAGAGAAGAAAAGGAAGCUACCAUCUGGCCCUGGUAGAAGACGUCAAGGAGGGUCAAAGAAAGUUACCCAAGAAAAGAAAGAGUCCAAAGUAUCACAACAAAGUCAAGGCUCGGGAUCAAACAAUAGUACUGUCGAGUCCUGGCCACAUUUAAAAUAUGAUUUUCUUCAACCAAAUAAAAUAAGAGAUAUCAAGAAAAAGUCUCCAAGUGACCCAGAUUAUGAUCCAAAAACUGUCUAUGUUCCAUCAGAAUUUUUGACUCAACAAACCCCUGCAAUGAGACAGUGGUGGGAAUUGAAAAGCAAACAUUUCGACUGCGUUCUCUUCUUUAAAGUAGGAAAGUUUUAUGAGUUGUACCACAUGGAUGCUGUCACUGGAGUCAAGGAGCUUAAUCUUACAUAUAUGCGCGGAGAAUUCGCACAUUCUGGGUUUCCCGAAAUCGGGUAUGGCCGUUUCUCGGGAAGCCUUAUAGAGAGAGGGUACAAAGUAGCUAGAGUGGAACAGACAGAGAAUCCAGAGAUGAUGACGCAACGUUGUAAUAAAAUGGCUAAACCAACAAAGUUUGACAAAGUUGUAAAACGAGAAAUUUGUCAAAUAAGCACCAGAGGUACAAGAGUCUACACUGCAUUAGAUGUAGAAGCAUCAACACCGAAUUCAAACUACUUAUUAUCUCUUGUUGAAAAAUGUUCACCUGGUUCAAACACGUCUCAUUACGGAGUGUGCUUCUUAGAUACCACAAUAGGAGACUUUUACCUUGGGCAAUUUGAAGAUGACCAAUGCAAUUCUAGGAUAUUGACGUUACUUGCCCAUUAUCCUCCCGUUCACGUUGUAUAUGAACGCGGUAAUUUGUCUCAAAAAACAUUGCAAAUUUUGAAUAAUGCUUUAGCAGCAUGUAUCAAAGAACCACUCCUCCGUGAAACUCAAUUUUGGUCAUCCAUAACUACGUUAAAAAAUCUUCACGAGGGAGAGUACUUCAUGAAGCCAGAGUCUGGGUUUUCAUGGCCUACUGGCUUGCAGAAAUACCUUAAUCAAAAUGACACUCUAGGUUUAACUCCCGCGGAUGAUAAAGAGUUAGCGGUGCAUGCUUUGGGAGGAUGCGUUUAUCUGCUCAAAGAAUAUUUACUCGAGCAACAAUUGUUGGCUCAGGGACGAUUCAAAUCGUACGUUCCGCCGGAUUUCUCAACUGAAAUCGCCACUUCUUCUAAAUUUGCAAAUAAUAUGGUGUUGGACGCCAUCACUAUUAACAACUUGAGAAUUUUUGGUGAAGGCUCCCUAAUGAAAACAUUGGAUCGUUGUUGUACCCCGUUUGGGAAAAGAUUAUUACGCGAAUGGAUUUGUCGACCGUCUUGCCGCAAAAAUAUUAUAAUCGAACGUCAGGAAGCUAUACAAGAAUUGAUAGAUCGUUCAGAUACGGUGCAAACUGCUCGUAGCAUACUGGCUGGACUUCCAGAUCUCGAAAGAUUAUUAAGCAAAAUUCAUGGUCAUGGAAAUUCGGCAAAAAUGAACAAUCAUCCUGAUGGCAGAGCUAUCAUGUUCGAAGGUCACACGUAUUCGAAAAGGAAGAUUCUAGAUUUCACUAAUAUCCUAAGCGGUUUCGAGGAGGUCUUGAAAGUAGUCGCCCUAUUCGAAGAUUUCAACAGUAGCUUGAUAAGUCGGUGCAUUAAGCUAGAACCGGAUGGCGAAUUUCCUUCGUUAAGAGAAACUUUAGAUUAUUUCGAGACCGCGUUCAAUCACGAGGAAGCCAAAAAAGAAGGAUGCAUCGUUCCAAAGGAAGGAGUCGACGACGAAUACGAUUCCGUUUUAAUGGAGCUUGCAGACAUAAAGAAAGAUCUCGAACGGUAUCUUGAAAAGCAAAGACAACAUUUUGGCGUGAAAGUAACUUUUCACGGAUCGGAUAAGAAACGCUAUCAGAUCGAGAUUCCAGAGUCGCAAGUGAAGAAAGUUGGUAGUGGAUACGAACUUCAGUCGCAGAGAAAAGGAUACAGACGUUACUAUACCGCUGAGGCAAAGGAACUUCUGAGCAGGCAAAUAAACGCCGAGGAACAGAAGAAUAAAGUAUUGAAAGAUCUAAAUAGAAGAAUAUUCGCGCAGUUUGGCGAGAAGUAUGACAUGUGGAGUACUGCCGUUUAUAACUUAUCUAUCUUGGACGUUCUAAUUUCCCUAGCAGAAUAUGCCCUCAGCGGUGACAUGUGCGUGCCGGAAGUCAACGAUGGCGCGGAUGGAAACAUAUUUAUCGACAUAAAAGACGGCCGACACCCAUGUAUUCUUUCGGAUAAUUUCAUACCUAACGAUACUUCAUUGGGAAUCGGUGAUUCUGCUACUUUCGUAAUUCUAACUGGACCAAAUAUGGGUGGUAAAUCGACGCUGAUGCGCCAAGUCGCGCUUCUUACGAUAAUGACACAAAUAGGAAGUUAUGUUCCGGCAAGUUCUUGUCGUUUAACAAUAGUGGACCGUAUUUUCACGAGAUUGGGAGCGAACGAUGAUAUUUUGGCUGGUCAAAGUACAUUUUUGGUAGAAUUAACCGAAACCGCCGCGAUAUUGCAACACGCCACGCCGUACUCGUUAGUUUUGUUGGAUGAAUUAGGUCGCGGGACAUCAACGUAUGACGGCACAGCGAUAGCCGCAUCGGUCGUGAACGCGCUUACAAAAUUAAAAUGCCGUACAUUAUUCUCGACGCAUUAUCAUUCUCUGGUAGAAGAUUACAAAAAUAACAAGGACGUUACGUUGGCUCAUAUGGCGUGUAUGGUAGAGAACGAGGAAGAGGAUAAAAUAACACAGGAAACGGUAACAUUCUUGUAUAAACUCAGCGAAGGGGCUUGUCCAAAAUCAUAUGGUUUCAAUGCUGCUCGAUUAGCCGGCGUGCCAUCCGUAAUCACUAACAGGGCGCACGAAAUUUCAAAAAGGCUCGAGCAGGAGACCAAUUACAAACACUUUUUCGCUGCUUUAUGUAAAGCGGACGGAUCAGCUAUAAGAAACCUCAUCGCUGCAAUGUAAAAUCUGCGAAAAUGUUAAUCGAUCGCGAUUACAUAAUUCAUUAUUAAAUUUCCAUCGCAAUAUUACGCUUGAUCGUUUCAUAUAUUUAUUAUACCUCAUUGUAUUUUACGAGUAUUGUUUGAUAUUACAAGCUAGUUUUGAUAAUAAAAUGAACUGAACGAAUUAAAGGAGUAUGUUUGUUCCUCUCCUUACAACCUUAAAGACUACCUAGAAGUCACGAGAGUAAACGAGACGCGGUUGUUGCUUACAAAAUUUUAUUAAUUAAUGCCAGAGUACAAAAGGGCUACUUAUGACGAAUACGAUGCGAUAUACAAACAAUGUAAUUUUACUCACACCAAACGACGAAUAAAAUUUCAUCUCGAAAACGUAAAAAAAAUCGUGCGUGCACGAGUCCUGCUGUGAAAUAAAUACAAUUCUUAUGCGUUAAUAUAUCGUGAAACAAAGAAUAAGCGGGGGAGUGAAGUUUUUCUAAACGAAUAUAUCGUCGUUACAUCCGAUAGAAUUAUAUAUUUUUUGUUUUUUUUUUUGUUUUGUUUUUCUUUAUAUUAUUCAAGGACCGUAAGGAUGCGGAGCGAUAAAUAGAGAGA